Messenger RNA from Ambispora leptoticha, 140 nucleotides. NCBI's taxonomy places the organism in Eukaryota, Fungi, Glomeromycota, Glomeromycetes, Archaeosporales, Ambisporaceae. The record is from the annotation of a GenBank genome assembly.
CAACAAGACUUUGAGAAAUCGGCAAUUAGCAAUAGUGAAUAUGCAUUUGACUCUUCAAACCUCAUUGAAGAUGCAAAAUUUAUUUAUAAUGGAACAUCCCUAACGAUUAAGAAGAAUUGGCGUUUUCGCUUUACUAAUAG